Molecule: messenger RNA, 5853 nt
Organism: Drosophila grimshawi
Lineage: Eukaryota; Metazoa; Arthropoda; Insecta; Diptera; Drosophilidae
Product: octopamine receptor beta-3R
Exons: 9
Coding region: 687-4613 (1308 amino acids)
Biological process (GO): adenylate cyclase-activating adrenergic receptor signaling pathway
Cellular component (GO): membrane
Molecular function (GO): octopamine receptor activity
Source: RefSeq, a predicted model, not a curated record
AUAAACAGCGAUAAAAAGCAACAGUCAAACAGUCAAACAAAAAGUUUCAUUCUCGUGUUGCAAACGCCACAAGUAACACAGUAAGGCCCACGUCAACCCCCUCCCCCUCGCAUCCGAUCAGACAGCUAAAGGCAAAUCGACAACGACAAUGGAGGUGGCAGGACCUUCAGUCUUAUCCAUAUCCACCUCAAAUGCUAAAGCUACGGUCAACCCCUGCUCCUGCUGCACCUCCAACUUCAGAUCCUGCUACGGAUACCCAACACGCGUUCAGCAAACGUCGUUUCGCAGUUUGUUCAGCGUUUGAGCAUUGCAACGAAGAACGAGCAAGUUUUGUUGAGUUGCUAGCAAACUCAAAUAGACGACAAAGUAACAGCAAUAAAAACAACGAGCGGCAAGUGGGGAAAGGGGGCGUCAACAGGCGAUGGCAUCGCGUCCUGGCAGAGCCCUGCACAAACACUCCAGAAGAACGACGUCGACGACGACGGCUGCCUUACUGUUGACGCUGGCGCUGAACAUUGCGACUAGCAGUUGAGGAGGCUGUGGAUAUGGAUGAACUAUGACCCAUCGCUUAUUUGCAUUGCAAAUUGCAAUUAUGCGAGAGAACGAAGAGUGAUUAUCCGCCAAGUGCGGAGCCAGACAACCAAAAGAGACAGCGUUUGUAAUCAGCGCAACAAUAAAUCGAAAUAAUGUCAACGCUUAAAGUUUAUCACAACCCAAGCAUGGUAAUGGCAAUGCCACUACCAACAUCAACGGCAAGAGCAACAGCAGCCGCAAUGGCAAAUGCAAAUACAACGAGAAGGCCUAGCAAGUCGAUGGCAAUACUUGCAGCUGGUGCAGCAGCAUUUAAUGCAACAGCCACAACAACAACAACAACUGCGAUAACUAACAGCAGCAGAAGUAGCAGUAACUUGCUACUGACUGCGGCUACAAAAACACUGAGAACAGCAACAACAACAGCAGCAGCCGUAGUAACAGCAAAAGCCACAUCAACAGCAACAGCAACAACAAUAUCAACAUCAACAUCUACUCUGCCAACUACAUCGCAAUUUGUGGAUGCCUCGUUGACUUCGCUGUCAUUAACGGCAUCAUCAACAACCCCGUCCACUGCUUCAUCUCCGGCAAGCGCCAUCGAGCUACUCUCAACCGUCGCUGGCAAUUUGACGGGUAACACAAAUGCCAAUAUCAGCAGCUUGGCUGAAACCGACGAACAAUUCGAGGACAGUUGGCUGGAUAUGUCGUUGCUGCUGCUCAAGGGCUUCAUCUUUUCGGCAAUUAUACUCGCCGCAGUGCUGGGAAAUGCAUUGGUGAUCAUAUCUGUGCAACGCAACCGGAAAUUGCGCGUUAUAACAAAUUACUUUGUUGUGUCAUUGGCGAUGGCCGACAUGUUGGUCGCCCUCUGUGCGAUGACAUUCAACGCAUCCGUGGAGCUAUCUGGCGGCAAAUGGAUGUUCGGACCCUUCAUGUGCAACGUGUACAACAGUCUGGAUGUCUACUUCUCCACAGCGAGUAUAUUGCAUCUGUGCUGCAUAUCGGUUGAUAGAUAUUAUGCGAUAGUGCGUCCAUUGGAGUAUCCAUUGAAUAUGACACAUCGAACGGUUUGCUUUAUGCUCGCCAAUGUGUGGAUAUUGCCCGCCCUCAUAUCGUUUACGCCCAUUUUCCUGGGCUGGUAUACAACGGCGGAGCAUUUGCGUGAGAUCUCCCUGCAUCCGGACCAAUGCUCGUUUGUGGUUAACAAGGCCUAUGCACUUAUAUCCAGCUCGGUGAGCUUCUGGAUACCGGGCAUUGUAAUGCUCAUCAUGUACUGGCGCAUCUUUAAAGAGGCAGUGCGGCAGCGCAAAGCAUUGAGCCGCACCAGCUCAAACAUACUGCUGAACAGCGUUCAUAUGGGCCACACCCAGCAGCCCACGAAUCUUAGCUACUUGCAUCCCAGUGACUGCGAUCUCAAUGCCAAGUCUACGAGGGAUGAGUCGAACAGUGCACUCAGCAACUUGGAGGACAUGCUGCAGACGGCAACCGAUGAGGACGACGAUAAGGAGUGCGAUGACCUGCGCGUGCCAUCGCCGCCACCACGUCGUCUCAGCCGCAGCAGCAUUGAUCUACGUGACCUCGAGCAGGAGCGUUACGAGAAGGUCACGCACACGGACAGUGCCCCAUCGAUGAUGGCGCUGCAGCAGCAGCAGCCAGGACCCGGCCAACUCCAAGCACCGGUGCCCGUAUUCAAUCCACUCAUUUGGACGGAGACGCUCACAGGCAAAGUGCCACAGCCGGCGACAGCAACCGUACAAAAGGAACACAGCCUGACGAGCGGCAGUGGGAACAGCGAUCCCGAGCCGGAGUCAACGGCAUAUCGCGUGUUUGGCCUGAAUAGCGAUGAGAGCGAGACGACGGAUCAUUAUGAUACUUGCCAACUGCCACCACUGGCCGAGGACAACAAGGAGCUUAAGCGUCUCAUCGAGGACAAUUACUUGUACUUUAAGAAGCAAACGAAUGCAGCCAGCGGCAGAUAUGCAGCACUCAGCGAAUCGGAUUUUAUACGCCUGAAAGCAGGAGCCGUGGCCAGUGGUCAGAGGGCACCAUUUGCCGCAAGUGACUCGGAAUUUAUGCGCACGAAUGGCGAAUCAAAGGCACCGAUCAGUGAUCCGCUGCCCGGCAAGGAGAAGGGCUUCACAUUCAUGUCGCUGCUGGCGAAAACCAAACGCUCUAGUGCCGAGUGCUUUGCACUGGAAAAGAAGCGACAUCAAGCCAAUUCCGAGGGUUCCAGCUUUUUUCGACGCUCGCGCAAUCGCAAACUCUCGCAAAGCUACAAUGGUGGAGCCGGUAGCAGUGGCAGCGGCGGAGGCGGCGGUGUCAAGGAACGCAAAGUUGAUCAGCGGAAGCGACAGCACAGCGACACGGACUCAACACCCAACAAGCCGGACAUACUGCUGGACAUCAAUGUGCUCAGCGAGCAAAAUGCGGCGAGUAGUGCAGCGGAUGCUGGCCAUCAUCAUCAUGGCCUCCAACUAAUUGAUUUUGGCAGCGAUGCGGUGGUCGGAGUUGGAGUGGAUGUGGGUGUCACUGGCGAGGAGCUAGCCCAAUUGGCCGAUUGCUUUGCGGAGUCACCCAUGCAUCCGGCAACACCGCCGCCAUCAUUGUCACCGCCCGAGCUGCCCGAGCAGAGUGGUAUGCUCAUAACAAACAGUUCAGAGCUGGCGGAGAUCUUUCGCUCGCUGAGCUUUCCCAUGGGUGAGCCGUCCGUGAGGCGUCAGACGGCGUCAAAGGGGCCGCAGCGCAUGAGCACGCUGAGCGAUCAGGUGUGCCCCAAUUAUAUGAUGUCCCCACCGAAUACGCCAGCAGCUGCUGCAACCACUCAGCCGACAUCCAUCAACGUGUACUUCCUGUCGCCGCCGCCGCACGCAUCUGGCUACUCGCCAAGUGCCACAUCUACCGUAUCCCUGGACAUGGUCACCUCGCUACCGGUGCCACAGUCAGCUGCACCUCACCAGCAUCAGCAUCAACACCAUCAGCAACCACUUAACAUAUCACCCAAACCCGAAAUCAUACUCGACUCCACGCUCUCGCCCGUGGACGCCAGCGAGGUGAAUGGCCUGGUCGAGCACAAGGAUGUCAACUCGCCGCUUCUGAAGCGCACAGAUAGCAACAAUGAAGCGGAUGUUAACGGUUCCGGCGGCCGGCAACGGUGCAGCAUUCUCACUGGCUACGAGGGCAUUCAGACGGUGCGCAAGCGACAAGCUUCCAUGGUGACAUACGAUGUGAACGUCAUCAACUUCUCGCAGGAACACAGUGACAGUCACAGCUACAUACCUAUGGGACGCGUCUCCACCAGCUCGGCAAAGCACGAAUUUUCGAAUAAAUCCUCGCUUAUACGACGCGGCGGCAUCUGCAUUUUUGUGGAUGAGGACGAGGCCGAUAACAUUGAGCAAAAGCCGCACGGCAUUACAUUUGCCCCGGUCACCAGCCCGCAGCCAAAAUGUCCGCUCUGUGGCGCCGACAUCACCGCCACCGCCACCGCUACAACCACCACUACCACCAUCACCACCACCACAACUACCACCAUCACUACCACCACUAACGACACCAACACCUCAGUCUCUGCAAGUAGUAAACGUAGUAGUCACGCUCAGGCCUCAGCUUCGGCUCUGGGUGCGACUCCGGCUCCAGGGCAGGAGCUAGCUUCGCGCACGCGUUCACGCUUCUGGCACAGACAAAUGGCGGCGCUUGCAGCAUGUUGGCAGCAGAGCAAGAACCGGAAGCGCCACUUCAAGCCCGGAUGUAGUCACUGUGGUGCGAUCGGCGGCUCGGUGCGACCCGCGAAAGGUUGGAAGGCCGAGCACAAGGCCGCUCGCACUUUGGGCAUUAUAAUGGGCGUAUUUCUGCUCUGCUGGUUACCCUUUUUCCUUUGGUAUGUCAUCACCUCGCUCUGUGGCGCUGCGUGUCCCUGCCCGGAUGUGGUCGUCGUGGUGCUAUUCUGGAUUGGCUACUUCAACUCGACCCUCAAUCCGCUCAUCUAUGCCUAUUUCAAUCGGGACUUUCGCGACGCCUUCCGCAAUACGCUGGAGUGUGUGCUGCCCUGCCUGGAGAAGCGAAAUCCCUAUAAUGCUUACUAUGUCUAGAGUCUAUAUCUAUGCCUAUGCAUAAGUUUAACCGAAUUCAAAUACGAAACGAUGGCCACUGUGAGUGAUAUUCAAUACGCUUAGCUAAUGCCAGAUUGAAGCGUCACUCAAGCGAAGAACAUCUUAGUUAAAGCCUUUGAGCUAAGCAAUACUCAAAUGUGUGUGUUUAUUAUUAUGGUAUACGUCUGUGUUGUAUUGUGAGGAUGUGUGUGUAUUGAAUUUAUAAGUAUGUUUGUAUUAGGCAAUGCUAGAAACUCUUAAACUAGCCGAUCAACAGUUAAUGUGUGUGUGUGUGUGUCUAUUAAAAUACUAUAUACGUAAAGUCCCAAUAAUGGAUAUGAAAAUGUCUUUGUCCCUAGCCAUAAGUUAAAGGAUUCUCGAAAUCGAAGGAAUUAAGCAAGCCACUAGAACUUACUAAGAGUGAAAACAAUAUGUAGAGAAGAAGAAAAAAAAAAGAUAGUAAUAACUAAGAAUAAUAAGCUUCGGUGAGUUUUCGAAGUUAGUAUACUCUUUCCAGUCUUUAAUCUUGACAACUACAAUUAGUAAAAGCAAUAUUUUAUUAAUGUAAUGCGUGUUCAAGUAUUAAACUAAGUAAUUUCAAAUGAAUUAUGAAUUCAAUGCUUCCGAUUGAUAAUUAUGGUAAAUGAUAAACAAAUUCUAGGGAAUGCAUCAACAAAUUCGAAUUAACGCUAAUAUAUAAAUUGUAGAACGAUUUAAGAAACAAAUCCAAUUCAAAUCAACGCUUAAAGUGUAAGUAAUUAGUUAAUAACUAAUAACUUGAGGUCUCACUUGUUCUACCAUUCUAGCAAAUCUUGGAAAGAGUAUAAGCCUUAAGCCUAACUAAGUGUUAAACGCAUAUAUUAGACUACUAAAUACUGUUCGUCUUGAAACCAACUUUCAAGUUUAAAGUUAUGCAAUCUAAAUGUAAUUGUCUGCGUCAUCAAGAACAUUCAAGCUUAAUGACAAUCUAACAAAAAGAAACCCAGCAACUUUGAGACCCAAAAAGUUGCCAGCUGUAGAAAAUUUCGUGAUUCGCUAAAACAAAUCGAUUAAGUUACUUUGUACGUACUACAUACAUACAUAUUAUAUGGUUUCCAAGUAUUUUGAGUUGAAGCUACUUUUGUGAUACCUAGAAAAAGGAAAUUUAUACCAAUUUUAGUUUAAUUCGUUAACGAUUCGUUCGCAUUGCAAGUUUAUGUUUAAGAAUCAAGCGACAGAAAUGCAAUCUCGACUAAAGUAA